CUUCUUCCCAGCAACCCACUCCGCAGAUCUGUCCCUCUGCCAUUUCCCAUUUCCCCACCACUCUUCUGAACCCUUCUAUCUUCAUAGAUCCAAGAACUUCAGCAUUUCACCAUAAAUUUCUUCUUUCCCGAUUAAUGCGUUUUCAGUUUGGUUGAAUUUGCUGCCCUGCCGGCAAAUAUUGCGGGGCAGGGCCUGUGGCAGAAGUUGAAAGAAAUGGGGUAUAUUGGAGCUCAUGGAGUGGCAGCAUUGCAUAGAUAUAAGUACAGCGGGGCGGAUCAUUCUUAUUUAGCUAAAUAUGUAUUGCAGCCCUUCUGGAGUCGAUUCGUUAACUUCUUUCCUUUGUGGAUGCCGCCAAACAUGAUUACCCUGACAGGAUUUCUAUUCCUAGUGACAUCUGCCUUACUUGGCUAUAUGUAUUCUCCUCAACUCGAUUCACCUCCACCUAGAUGGGUUCACUUGGCGCAUGGAUUACUUCUAUUUCUAUACCAGACCUUUGAUGCUGUUGACGGCAAGCAAGCAAGGCGAACGAAUUCUUCCAGUCCACUCGGGGAGCUUUUUGAUCAUGGAUGUGAUGCUCUUGCCUGCGCGUUUGAAACCAUGGCGUUUGGGAGCACUGCUAUGUGUGGGAGAGAUUCUUUCUGGUUCUGGGUUCUCUCGGCUGUUCCAUUUUAUGGUGCUACAUGGGAGCACUUUUUCACCAAUACUCUUAUUCUUCCAGUAAUUAAUGGGCCUACGGAGGGUCUCUUUCUGAUCUAUAUGUGCCAUUUCUUCACAUUCCUUGUUGGUGCUGAGUGGUGGAUUCAGCUUUUUGGGAAGUCUUUUCCAUUUUUGGGCUGGGUUCCAUAUCUUAGUGAUAUCCCGACAUAUAAAGCUGUUCUAUAUAUGAUGAUAGCUUUUGGUUGCAUACCAACUGUUUUAUACAACAUCUCUAAUGUAUAUAAUGUGGUUCGAGUGAGGAAAGGGAAUAUGGUGCUUGCCUUAGCUAUGCAUUACCCUUUUGUUGUACUCAUGGUGGGAGUGCUAACAUGGGAUUAUUUGUCUCCAUCCGAUUUAAUGGGAAGAUAUCCGCAUUUAGUUAUUCUUGCAACCGGACUUGCAUUUGGUUUCCUUGUGGGACGGAUGAUCUUGGCUCACUUAUGUGAUGAACCCAAGGGCUUGAAAACUAAUAUGUGCAUGUCUCUGGUGUACCUUCCGUUUGCCAUUGCCAAUGCACUUACAGCCAAACUGAAUGACGGAGUCCCUUUAGUUGACGAGUUCUGGGUUCUUCUUGGUUUCUGCAUAUACACAGUUGGGCUUUAUUUACACUUCGCCACAUCUGUCAUUCAUGAAAUUACUACCGCCUUGGGUAUUUACUGCUUCAGGAUAACAAGGAAGGAAGCUUGAUGCGCAGAUUCUGCCUGUUAUGGCAGGGAAAACGAAGAAAUCCUGAGGGUUUGCUCGGAAAUUUUUUUUAUGGUAUCAAUCGCGAGUUUCCAAGCUGAGAUCCAUUCCAGGGGUUACUGGCAAUCCUCCGCGAUCAAACAUGUAGUCCGAUGGGAAGUGACGAUGCGCUGAUGAUGUUUAGACAGUUAAGAAUAUAUUGGGAUUGGGAUUGAUUAUUUUCUCUUCCUUUUUCAAGAUAUUUUUAACUUUAUUAUAUGAGAAAAGAAAAUGAAAAAUCGGCGAAAAAAUGAAAAAUCGCUGCAAGUUUUUGUCCACCAGCUGUUUAUCUGAAUUAUGGAAUUAAGUCAGUGCAGCAAGACUUUGGUCCAA
Punica granatum (pomegranate) is the source of this 1752-nucleotide messenger RNA. Lineage: Eukaryota; Viridiplantae; Streptophyta; Magnoliopsida; Myrtales; Lythraceae. The record is from RefSeq and is a predicted model, not a curated record.